Molecule: messenger RNA, 1161 nt
Organism: Microdochium trichocladiopsis
Lineage: Eukaryota; Fungi; Ascomycota; Sordariomycetes; Xylariales; Microdochiaceae
Exons: 3
Coding region: 1-1161 (386 amino acids)
Biological process (GO): DNA-templated transcription; regulation of DNA-templated transcription
Molecular function (GO): zinc ion binding; DNA binding; DNA-binding transcription factor activity, RNA polymerase II-specific
Source: RefSeq, a predicted model, not a curated record
AUGGACCCAGCCACGCCGCCGCCUCAAAAACAGCUACGCCCGCUGCUCCCUGCGCAGCCCGGACAAUGGCCAGUGCCCGGACUGCCGCCUGGCCGCAAGCCCGGCGGGGCCUGCGACCACUGUCGGCGCCGCAAGGUCAAGUGUGACGGCGCCCGGCCCGCAUGCAAGUACUGCACGAAACGCGGCCUGGCAUGCCGCUACCCGACCCUCGAGGGCGAGACGCGCUCCCAGGCGCUCAAGCGCAAGUAUGGCGAGCUGCAGUCUCUCGAGGACCCCUAUGUCCGCGUCUUUGCCGCGCUCCGGGACCGCCCCGAGGCCGAGGCCACGGCCCUCCUGCGUCGCCUGCGCCAGAGCGACGACGUGCGCUUUCUCGCGCGCCAGAUCGAGCAGGGCGACCUCCUGCUCCAGCUGGCCCUGACCCCCGAGACCAACUACCGCUACGAGUUCCCGCUGAAGACCACCAUGCCCAUCCACCUGCUGACCCCUGACAACCACUAUCUGGACUCGCUCGUGUACGAGUGGGCGCCCAGCACACGGCCACGCGACCCGCCAUCGUCAUCGGCACUCGCGUCUCUCGAUGUGCUGACGCAGACGCCGUACCUCAAGCCGUUCCACGCCGCCAGGGUUGUGCACCCGCUGCUCGACCGGGUCUGCCCGUCGAGAUGGACGACCGUCUCCGCCGACGACAAGCUCAUGCGGGCGAUUCUCGAGGCGUACCUGCUACAGGAGUACCACUCGUACACCGUCAUUCAGAUCGACUACUUCCUCGACGACAUGGCCAACAUGCGGGACGAGCUGUGCUCGCCUUUGCUUGUCAAUGCCGUGCUGACCUUUGCCUGCAGCAGCUUCCGGCCCUUCCCCGACCGCGUCAAGUACUGGGACCCGGCGACGCUGGGGUACCGGUUCUUUGCCGAGACGCGGCGGCUGUGGGACCUCGAGUCCGACAAGGCCAGCAUCCCGGCCAUCCAGGCCGCUGUCAUCAUCCACGCGUACUACUGCCUCUGCGGGCUCGACAUGCUCGGCUGGACGUACACGUUCCGCGCCGUGCAGAUGGGCCACGCCAUGAACCUCUUCAACGGGUGUCCCGGGCCCGACACGACGCCGCGGAUGCACAACGCGGCCGGCUUUGUGGCCUGGGCGCUGUACUCGUGGCAGGCGUAA